This is a messenger RNA of Brassica oleracea var. oleracea, 426 nucleotides long. RefSeq names its product glucan endo-1,3-beta-glucosidase-like. The coding region runs from base 1 to 426 and encodes 141 amino acids. The transcript is spliced from 4 exons. The record is from RefSeq and is a predicted model, not a curated record. Lineage: Eukaryota; Viridiplantae; Streptophyta; Magnoliopsida; Brassicales; Brassicaceae.
AUGGCUAAAGCAUGGAUGUGCCUUUGUUUCCUCAUCUUCUUCUGCCUCUCUUCAGAGAGAAACUUUAUCAAAGUCAACGCAGAUACGAAGACAUGGUGUGUAGCUAAACCUUCUUCAGAUCAAGCAACACUUCUAGAUAACAUAAACUAUGCAUGUUCUCAUGUCGAUUGUCGCCUUCUUUCGAGUGGGUAUCCAUGUUAUUCCCCCAACAAUCUCAUAAACCAUGCUUCUAUCGCCAUGAAUCUUUAUUACCAAGCUAAUGGAAGAAACUAUUGGAACUUCACGAACUCAGGACUCAUUGUCAUAACUAAUCCCAGCUACGGAAACUGCUACUAUGAAUACACAUGCCAGCAAUUGUAUCUCAAAUGUCAAAACAAUAACACAUUACAGAGUUAUAUUCAUCUUGGACCAUCACAUUCAUCUUGA